Messenger RNA from Rhododendron vialii, 1924 nucleotides. RefSeq lists its product as uncharacterized. The record is from RefSeq and is a predicted model, not a curated record. Gene Ontology annotation, cellular component: NuA4 histone acetyltransferase complex; Swr1 complex; Ino80 complex. Gene Ontology annotation, biological process: box C/D snoRNP assembly; chromatin remodeling; regulation of transcription by RNA polymerase II. The coding region runs from base 137 to 1540 and encodes 467 amino acids. Gene Ontology annotation, molecular function: ATP binding; DNA helicase activity; ATP hydrolysis activity. The transcript has 3 exons. Lineage: Eukaryota; Viridiplantae; Streptophyta; Magnoliopsida; Ericales; Ericaceae.
UAGUUUAAUCUUACGGGGUUUCAUCAUCCUUCCAAUACGACUUCCAAACAAAACCCUAAACCCUACUUCACUUCCAUCCCAAACGCCAAACCUCUCUCUCUCUCUCUCUCUCUCUCUCUCUCUCUCUUCACCAGCCAUGGCGGAGCUAAAACUGUCCGAAACCCGAGACCUGACUCGAAUCGAACGUAUAGGCGCACACUCCCACAUUCGCGGCCUGGGCCUCGACUCCACCCUCGAGCCCCGCUCCGUAUCCGAGGGCAUGGUGGGCCAGACCUCCGCCCGGAAGGCCGCCGGCGUCAUCGUCCAGAUGGUCAAGGAGGGCAAGAUCGCCGGCCGCGCCGUCCUCCUCGCUGGCCAACCCGGCACCGGCAAGACCGCCAUCGCCAUGGGCAUGGCCAAGUCACUCGGCCUCGAAACCCCCUUCGCCAUGCUCGCCGGUAGCGAGCUCUUCUCCCUCGAGAUGUCCAAAACGGAGGCCCUCAUGCAGGCAUUUCGAAAAGCAAUCGGAGUUCGAAUCAAGGAAGAGACGGAGGUGAUUGAAGGAGAGGUGGUGGAGAUUCAGAUUGAUAGGCCGGCGACAUCGGGAGCGGCGUCGAAGACGGGGAAGUUGACGCUAAAGACGACAGAGAUGGAGACGGUGUAUGAUUUGGGGGCAAAGAUGAUUGAGGCAUUGGGAAAGGAUAAGGUGCAGAGUGGGGAUGUGAUUGCGAUUGAUAAGGCUUCGGGGAAGAUUACGAAGCUUGGGAGGUCGUUUUCGAGGUCUAGGGAUUACGAUGCGAUGGGGCCGCAGACCAAGUUCGUGCAGUGUCCAGAUGGGGAAUUGCAGAAGCGGAAGGAGGUUGUGCAUUGCGUUACGCUUCAUGAGAUUGAUGUGAUCAACAGCAGAACGCAGGGAUUUCUGGCCCUCUUCACUGGUGAUACUGGAGAGAUCCGAGCUGAAGUGAGGGAGCAAAUUGACACAAAGGUUGCAGAGUGGAGGGAGGAAGGAAAGGCAGAGAUUGUCCCAGGUGUCCUCUUCAUUGAUGAAGUCCACAUGCUCGACAUCGAGUGUUUUUCUUUCCUAAACCGGGCUUUAGAAAAUGAAAUGGCACCGAUACUGGUUGUUGCCACCAACAGGGGUAUCACUACAAUCCGAGGCACAAACUACAAGUCUCCCCAUGGGAUUCCAAUCGAUUUCCUUGACCGCCUCCUCAUAAUCUCUACACAGCCGUACACAGAAGAAGAAAUCCGUAAAAUUCUCGACAUUAGGUGCCAAGAGGAAGAUGUGGACAUGUCUGGAGAUGCAAAAGUUUUGUUGACAAAGAUAGGGGUAGAUACCUCAUUGAGAUAUGCCAUCCACCUAAUUACGUCUGCCGCAUUGGCUUGCCAGAAGAGGAAGGGAAAGGUUGUAGAAAUGGAGGACAUCAGUAGGGUAUAUGAACUAUUUUGGGACGUGAAGAGAUCGACACAGUACUUGAUGGAAUAUCAGAGCCAAUACAUGUUCAAUGAAGCCCCAACUGGAGAGGCGGACGAAGAUGAAGCCAAUGCGAUGGUCUCUUGAGCCUUAUUCGGACAUGGACACAGCUAUGUUUGAAUUAAGGAUUUGCUACAGGAAAAUGAAAAGCAAAGGGGAAAGUUUAUGUAUCUGAGGGUCCGGAUUUAAUCUUUUUCAAAUACAUCUUAUUUCCCACCACAAAUCUGUCCCCAAAUCCUUGGUCCUUUAUCCGAAUACAGCCAACGUGUUUGUGAUCAUGCACUUGUUAAUUUUGUGCAGCAACUACUUCUUUGGAGAGGAUAAUCUUAUUUUUAUUCCCUCAAUGUAUUUUCCUGAAGUUAUGAUGAGUAGAGUACUCUGGUAGUUUUCGGACACGCUAGGUGUAAUCUUUUACUAGUAGUAUUUUGCUGCAGACCCAUUUUGCAGAUAAAUGAUGCUGAAGAUUUCAAA